Molecule: messenger RNA, 2139 nt
Organism: Lingula anatina
Lineage: Eukaryota; Metazoa; Brachiopoda; Lingulata; Lingulida; Lingulidae
Product: transmembrane protein 19
Cellular component (GO): membrane
Source: RefSeq, a predicted model, not a curated record
AUGCUUCAUGACCUUGACCUAUUUUUGAGGGAUCUUCAAAUCAUGUUUAUGAUUAUACUUUUAUGUGCAAUUAUUCCAAUCUCUCUAGGAUUCUGGGUGAUAAGUGUCAUUCUGAAUACGUACAGUGGAGAUGGAGGGUUUUUUGAACCCAUAUCACCUUGGCGAUGGUUGUUUUCCAUUCUGGCUCCCAUAUUCUUGUCUCUGUGGGGAAGAAGAAGGAAAAGUCUAGAUAAAUCUGGAGCUUUGGCAGGACUGAUCAUUGGUUUUAUAUUAACCUUCAGCAGUGCAUGCUUCUUCUCCUCUUUGCUGGCUUUCUUCUUUUUUGCAUCAAAAGCUACGAAAUUCCGUAGCGACAAAAAGAAGAAGUUGGAAGCAGAUUUUAAAGAAGGUGGUCAGAGGAACUGGGUGCAGGUGUUGUGCAAUGGAGGUGUUGCCACGGAGAUGGCAGUGCUCUAUUUGUGUGAUGUGGGGUGUGGGGAGAAGCUGCUGAACUUUUCACAAAACUACAACGCCACCUGGUGGAGCAUGGCAGUUUUAGGGGCUAUAGCUGGUUGCUGUGGAGACACUUUUGCCUCAGAACUGGGCACAGUGUUGGGGUCAGGUGUCCCCAGACUAAUUACCACUCUGGAGAAAGUACCCAAAGGGACAAAUGGUGGCGUGACCAUUGUAGGAACCCUGGCCAGUGCAUUUGGUGGUUUUAUAGUGGGCGUGGCUUAUUAUGUUACCUUGACCUUGCUGGAGCAGUCCAGUCAUCUCACCAACAGUCCCCCACAGUGGCCAGUUGUUGUCGUGGCAACACUGGCAGGGGUCAUGGGGUCACUUAUAGACUCAUUGCUAGGGGCAACAUUGCAAUAUUCAGGUUAUUGCACAAAGAGGAGGUGUAUAGUAGAAGAACCUGGUCCAGGAGUGGAGGACAUCUCAGGCUCAGCUGUGCUGGAUAACCAUGGGGUCAACCUAUUGUCCUCUCUCUUCUCAAGUCUUUUCACUCCUAGGAUAGCUUUUCACAUCUGGAGGACUCUGCAGUGAAAAUAAGGGGGGCACUGCUUUAUAUUUCAGCCUCUUGUGCUCUCUCUUUACAAGUCUUCUCACUCCUAAGGUUGCUUAUAUCUAGAGAACUGUUCUGUGAAAAAAGGAGACAUUGUUUUAUAUUGCAUCCCCAUGUGAUCUGUCUUCACAAGUCUUAUGAUUCCUAGGAUAGCUUAUCACAUUUACAGAGUAAAAAAAGGAGACAUUGCUUUAUAUUUCACCCUCUUAUGCUUUCUCUUCACAAGUAUUCUCACUCCUAGGGCAGCUUAUCACAUCUGGAGAACUCUAAAGUGAAAAAAAAGGUGACACUGCUUUAUAUUUCACUCUCUUGUGCUCUGGAUAUCUACUCACUGUCAGGCUAAGAAUUUUCUAAUUUCUGUGAUAGAAGAAAAAGUUUUUUUAUGUGAGAGCAGAGAUAAAUCAUGUGACAUGGAGGCUGAGUCAUGUGAUAGUAGAGUAGGUAGUCAUGUGACAGGAAGCCUGGGUCACAUGACAUGAAGGCUAGGUCACGUGAUAGAUCAUGGAUCAUCUUUGUCAGAAUUAUUUGACAGAGGAACUAUGACAUAGCAAUCUGUACCACUGGUUGUUCCUAAUUGAAAUGAGACACACAUGUGUGGGCUGUGGUUCUUUAGGGUCCAGUAAUUAUAAUUCUGUAAAAAAUCUUCUACAUCACUUACUCUGUUAUCAUUCCUGUGUUAAGUAAAGCAUCAAGUAUCUAAAUACAAGUACAUGUAGAACUCUGUGACAGUGGAUUAACUUUGUUAUGUACAGCAUGGCAGGUGAGACACAGGGAUGGGACAGGAAUUGGUAGGAAAAAAUUUUAACUCUGUUGUGUUGUUUAGAAUUCGGUUGGUUUUCUGAUUUGAUUAUGUUCCAAUUACUUUAUUGUCCUGUGUGUUAUAUGGAAUGUGCAUUCCAUACAGAUAAGGCAUGUUAAAAGUGACAUUUUGUUGAAUUAUGACAAUCUGUUAGUCUAAGAUUAAAUAUUGAAGUAAAUGUGGCAUUUUGUUAGAUGAGGUAGUUUGUUAGAUAUGAUAUAUAAUGUUAGAAUGUGCCAUCAUGUUAGGAUAUUGCAUAAAAUUGUGACAUUUUGUUAAAUUAAUUUUUUUUUUU